AUGCUGCUCCGGCUGAAGAUCAUCGGCGUCCACUCGGUGGUGCUUCCAGUUCCAGGCGGCCACGACAACCAUGGCGCCUGCUACGCGGCAGCGCCCUGCUGCUGGCGUCGCAGCCGGAGGCCGGCGGCGGGUAGCGCCGCCGCGAGGCGGCCGAGGGGGACGAGCGCCACGGUGGUGAUGGCGCUCAAGGAGGAGCCGGAGGGCAGCCGCAGCAGCUGGGACCCCGGGCUGGAAAUCCAAGUCCCCUUCGAGCAAAGACCGGUGAACGAGUACUCUGCUCUCAAGGAUAGCACCCUCUACUCGUGGGCGGAGCUGAGCCCAGGCUCCUUCUUCCUCCGCCUCGGCGGCCUGUGCCUGGUGACCUUCACUGUACUCGCGGCCCCAAUUGCAGCCGCAAGCUUCAAUCCAGGAAAGGAUCCACUCAAGUUUGUGCUAGCAGCUGGGAUCGGGACGCUGCUUCUGGUGUCAUUGGUGGUUCUCAGGAUCUAUCUGGGAUGGAGCUAUGUUGGUGAUAGGCUGUUGUCAGCAGUGGUACCGUAUGAAGAAACCGGAUGGUACGACGGCCAAAUGUGGGUAAAGCCACCAGAGGUGUUGGCUCGUGACAGGCUCUUGGGAUCUUACAAGGUAAAGCCGGUGAUCAACCUGCUGAAGCAGACGCUGGUGGGCACCGGCGCGCUGCUCGUCGGCGCCGUGGCGCUCUUCGCCUUCGCCGCGCCCGUCGAGGACUUCCUCCACGCCCUGAACCAGCCUCCCUCCGCCGCGUCGUCCAAGCCAAGCUUGAGGAAGGAGGAGCUGCUGCGGCUACCUGUGGAGGUGAUGCAGGACGACGACCUCGCCGCGGCCGCGGCGGAGGCCGCCGACGGCCGGCCGGUCUACUGUAGGGACCGCUACUACCGGGCGCUCGCCGGCGGGCAGUACUGCAAGUGGGACGACCUGCUCAACUGA
Messenger RNA from Miscanthus lutarioriparius, 945 nucleotides. NCBI's taxonomy places the organism in Eukaryota, Viridiplantae, Streptophyta, Magnoliopsida, Poales, Poaceae. The record is from the annotation of a GenBank genome assembly.